AUGGCUCUCCUCGAUGGUGCCCCGCAACCCGCGGGAGGGCCUCUCCUCUUCGGCGUGCCCAUGAAGCAGCUUUCUCUUAUUACGUUAACUUUCCAAAACUCGGUGCUGAUCAUACUUAUGCAUUACUCUCGAAUGAUGCCUCCGAGCGGCGACCACCGAUAUUUCACGUCGACAGCUGUGUUCUUGACCGAAGUGAUGAAGUUAGCGAUUUCUCUAACCUUCGCCAUAUACGAAGUUUCGAGGAACCUUGCGCCUUCGACACCUGCGACUGUUAUAUUCGAGCAGAUAUUCAACUCGGUUUUUUCGGGUGACGGCUGGAAGGUAGCUAUCGCAGCGACGCUAUACACACUGCAGAACAUGUUACAAUAUGUCGCAGUAGGAAACCUUGAUCCGGUCCAUUUCCAGAUUCUCUACCAACUUCGGAUUCUAACGACUGCGAUAUUUACUGUGACGAUGCUUGGCCGAUCCGUGACCGUGAAGCGCUGGGUUUCUCUCAUCAUUCUAACCAUGGGUGUUUCAAUCGUGUGCAUCCCAUCCUCGAACUCGAAAGACAGCUCGUUCAUGAUCCACGACAUGACGGAUCACUUCUUCCCUCGUUCGGUACAUGAGCUUGGUCAAGUAGCGAAUGGAAUGGGCGACGUGGCGAGAGAGCUCACAAGGCGUGGCAUGGAAACUAUAGCUGAGGUCGGCCAGGCUCUUGCGAAACGGUCUGCGACGUACGAAGGAAUCGAGGAAGAUCAAAACACAGCGCCUGUAAUGAACUACUCGAUCGGACUUUCGGCUGUAUUUGCUGUAGCGGUUAUUUCUGGCUUAACGGGGGUCUACUUCGAGAAGGUCCUUAAGGAUACAGAAAAUCCUGCUUCAGUCUGGACUCGUAACAUACAACUGUCGUUCUAUUCGCUUUUUCCGGCGCUGCUUGGCAUCGUAUUUAAGGAUGGCGAAGAGAUUGCGAAGCAUGGGUUAUUCGAUGGGUACAACUGGAUUGUGUGGGCAUUGAUCAUCCUACAAGCGUUCGGCGGUGUUCUCACUUCGCUCUGCAUCAAUUACGCUGAUAACAUUGCUAAGAACUUUGCUACGAGUAUUAGCAUUGUUAUAGGCUUCCUAUUCAGCGUAUGGUUCUUCAAAGUCCAUGUUACACUAACGUUUCUCAUUGGUACCGCUUUGGUACUCGUCUCGACUUUCCUCUAUACAGGUCCUGAUCGGAAGCGUGGCCGGCCGCCACCGAUCAACAUUGUCAACUUUGAGAAGACGACUAUCGACCCGAUGAAUACGCCAAGGUACACGGACGACAAGCUUAGCGUUCCCAAUCCGCUUGAGAACAUGAAGGGGAUGGGUCUCUCAACCUCGCGUCCUGCUUCACCAUUGCGAUUCCAUAAUCGUGGGCCAUCAUCUCAAGGAAAGAACCGUGACGAAUGA
Messenger RNA from Daldinia childiae, 1416 nucleotides. Its product is annotated as UDP-galactose transporter. Gene Ontology annotation, molecular function: UDP-galactose transmembrane transporter activity. NCBI's taxonomy places the organism in Eukaryota, Fungi, Ascomycota, Sordariomycetes, Xylariales, Hypoxylaceae. Bases 1 to 1416 code for a protein of 471 amino acids. The transcript has 3 exons. Gene Ontology annotation, cellular component: Golgi membrane. The record is from RefSeq and is a predicted model, not a curated record. Gene Ontology annotation, biological process: pyrimidine nucleotide-sugar transmembrane transport.